UGAAGUUUCAUAAUUUUAGGUUAGGUCUGUUAUUUUUCAAAAACGUGAUAUACGUAUAAUUGUGCAACAUUUCGUGUUAAAACGAAGCAUUAAUUGCGAUGGCUUUUCGUGUACAAUUCGAAAAUAAUAAUGAAAUAGGCGUCUUUUCCAAGCUAACGAAUUCGUACUGCCUGGUAGGCAUCGGCGGAUCUGAAAAUUUCUACAGCGUCUUCCAGGGCGAACUGGCCGAAACCAUACCGGUAAUACACGCCUCGUUGGCGGGCUGUCGGAUAAUCGGCCGAAUGAGUGUCGGUAACAAACACGGACUGCUCGUACCGAGCAGCACGUUCGACACAGAACUGCAGCAUCUUCGCAAUUCGCUACCUGAUAAAGUCAAACUGCAAAGGAUCGAGGAACGUCUGUCCGCCUUAGGCAACGUUAUCGCAUGUAAUGAUUACGUAGCGCUUGUACAUCCGGACAUUGACCGGGAAACCGAGGAAAUCAUCGCGGACACACUACAAGUGGAGGUUUUCCGGCAGACUAUCGCCAACAACGUUCUCGUGGGCUCUUACAGCGUUUUAAGUAAUCGAGGGGCAUUAGUACAUCCGAACACGUCUCUAAGUGACCAGCAGGAGCUGUCCACUCUUCUACAGCUUCCUUUAGCGGCAGGGACCGUCAAUCGUGGCAGUACAGCAGUCGCUGCUGGCAUGGUAGUAAACGACUGGUGCGCCUUCACCGGCAUGGAUACCACUUCGACCGAGCUGACGGUGAUCGAGUCGAUAUUUCGUCUCAACGACGCUAAUCCGAGUGCUAUUGCUUCGACCAUGCGCGCGACAUUAAUCGAGAGUAUGACCUAAUGAGGGGGAUAAUUUAAGUUAAUUGUAAAUAAGACGCUUUUUAUAUCGUACGCCUAAUUAAUAAAUCUUAUCUUUUUCCUCUC
Molecule: messenger RNA, 919 nt
Organism: Photinus pyralis (common eastern firefly)
Lineage: Eukaryota; Metazoa; Arthropoda; Insecta; Coleoptera; Lampyridae
Gene: eIF6
Product: eukaryotic translation initiation factor 6
Exons: 4
Coding region: 99-836 (245 amino acids)
Biological process (GO): ribosomal subunit export from nucleus; maturation of 5.8S rRNA; assembly of large subunit precursor of preribosome
Cellular component (GO): cytosol; preribosome, large subunit precursor; nucleolus
Molecular function (GO): ribosomal large subunit binding
Source: RefSeq, a predicted model, not a curated record